Messenger RNA from Cynoglossus semilaevis (tongue sole), 4351 nucleotides. Its product is annotated as galactose-3-O-sulfotransferase 3-like. NCBI's taxonomy places the organism in Eukaryota, Metazoa, Chordata, Actinopteri, Pleuronectiformes, Cynoglossidae. Gene Ontology annotation, biological process: glycolipid biosynthetic process. The record is from RefSeq and is a predicted model, not a curated record. The coding region runs from base 2631 to 3848 and encodes 405 amino acids. The transcript is spliced from 2 exons. Gene Ontology annotation, cellular component: membrane. Gene Ontology annotation, molecular function: galactosylceramide sulfotransferase activity.
CUUUUUGUUUAUUUGUUUCGUUUUGUAAAAGUGGGUCUAAAUUAAGUAAAAAUGUUGACAUCAACAGCCCUGAUUGUUUUAAUUGAGCCACAGUGUACAUAGAGAAACCAACAUACCAAAAUACCUUCAGGCCUUCUGAAGAACAGCUCGGAAAUACUAAUAUUUUCUUUUUUUUUUUUUUACAGAUUUUAACUUCAAGUUUCCUUAGUGUCCUGUGUUCAGACAUAAUUUAAUUUUGUUUUUUGUUUUUUUGGUUGGACUUUUAUUGGUUAAAAACAAUGUGACACUUCUCCUGUCAGGUGACACGCCCACAUCCCUCUGUGCUGAUCUGUAAUUGCCGAACCAUUCCCACCUGUGUGUUGACCUGGAUUAACCUGUUGUUUUGGUUGCUGUGUUUUUUGCCUCCUUAAAAAAAAAACUGUUAAAUUAAAUAUACCUGCAGUUACAUCCAUAUGAGAGCCAAUAAAUCAUCAGGAAGACAGAUAAAGAUAAGCAUAUGUCGUCGUUCUAGUUCUAUGAUAGCUUUUUGUCUGAUGUAAAUGUUAUAAUUCAUGUGAGUUAAAUGGACUGCACACACACGGAAAUAAUAGAGCCAUGACCGCAUAAUGGGGCCACUGUCAUAGGCACAUUUAUCUUUUUUUCAAGGAGAAAAAGGAUAUAAAAGAGCAAGAAAAAGAAGGAAAAGAUUAUAGAGUGUGGGUGAAAAGAUGAAUAAUAACAGUAGAAAACCAGAGGUCGGCACACUGUUGUGACAAAGACAAAGAGGUGUGGAACAUUUAUUUGAUUUAAAGUCUUUAAUUUGACCUCUAAAAAUGUACCAAGAGGAUGAACAAACUGUUCAGUUUAGUUCUGAACAGUCGUUUCAUCAUUCUCUCUCUCUGGAUUCCUGAGGAAUUUUAAAGAGCCACUUCCUUCUUUUAAGUCAACCCUCAGUUUUGUGAGAUAAAUUAAUCUUGAUAAUCAAUCACUUGAUUGAGUCUUUCUGUCUGCUUGUGGUUUCUCAUCACUAAAAGUGACUAAAAAAGAUCUGGUGUCUGCAUUGGUGGUUGAGAGAACUCAGGACAAUAGUGUAGGUGGAUGAGAGUUUAUGGUCGUCCCACCUGUUCUCUCCAACAACCCCCUUUUUCAGAUGUGAGAAGAAAUUCCAGAGAAGAAAUACCAGAAAUUUCAGAGACGUCCGUAAGACCUAAAGGAGUGUCUUGGAUGAGAAAUAAAACGUCUACAAACAAAAACCUGACAGUCCAGUUGCUCCUGAUGUGUUGACAUCUUACCACAACAAUUAAAGUUAUUAAGGUAAUCAGCAUCUAGUUCAGUCCCAUGAGAUUUCUAAAGACAUGGUGAAGUUGUGUCAUCUGUAGGGCAUUUGAAGCACCAUUGUUUGUUUAAUGUUAUUAUAUUAAACAAUUAAACUGUGGCAGGACAAACUAUGUCACGAUUUACCACAGUAUCUGGGCUUGGCAAACAUGUAAACAAAAUAAAUCAAUUUCAACGGACAAAUGUAUUUCAACCCAUUCAGUUCAAUUCAAAUCACUUGAAACAGAAAAAAUGGAAACAAUCCCACACAUCCUUGGGAAAGUCUCAGGUGUGGAAACACACUCCUUUAAAUUGAUGACAAGAAGAAUCAUGGUCAGUGGUCUCUUCGCAUGUUUUCAGCCGCUGCCACAGUCAUUUCAUUGAAUGUUGACGAGGCAGGACGGACUCACUGUAGGUUCUUUUCACAAACAAGGGAGGUCCUCUGUGAUCUCUGUGUUCUGUAAAUAGAUUUGCAAGUGGCUGACACCGGGGAGUGUAGGCAAACAUGGGAAACCGCUUUUACAUACAGAGUGAGUGUGAUCUGUCAGAGAGGACAGCUCUUCCCUGUUGUCUUUCCUUCAUCUCUCUGAUCAAACAGUCAGGGUUAGCGAUGCCAAACAAACUUUUACUGAAGAAGCAAAUGUUACUUGUUUUAUUUGCCGUGACCAGUGUUACCGUUUUGAUUCUCCAUCUGAGUCCCUGGAGCAGGUGAGUGACCACACUAUCUGUCUAACUAUCUAUCCAUUAGUCUGUCUGUCUAACAAAAGGCUAGUAGUCCAGAACAGGAGACUGGUUGGUUACCAGAUCUUAGACAAGGAUCUGAAUCAGAAAACAAGUUCUAUAAUGUGUUCAUGGAAGUGAAGACGCUGUGACAGAGAAGAAUCAGAAGGAGAAGAAUCAAGACUCAAUGAAUCAAUGCAUUCCGCAGCUGAAUGUACAGGUAGAUUAAAGAUCAGUGGUGCAGAGAGAACAGUCGUGUGCUUUACUAGUAAACAGCACACGACACUAAGUGUCGCCUAGUUUUUCCGUCAUUUCAUUGUGCUUAUUAAAAUAAAUCUAAAUAAAUUAAAUGAAAAUAAAUCAUGUCUGUGUAAAAACAGAGGCUGACAGAGGAAUGUUGUUUAACAAGCAUGGAAGAAGAUUCUGUGACGUGUCAGGCAGAGUAGUGUGUCUCUAGGUGUGCUCCAAACAUCACAAACACCACUAUGACUUGUAGUACAAUAGCGUAAGCAAAUGAAAAGAUAGCAAAUGAGCAACAGAACAGGAAAAAAAAGGUCUUGGACAUUUAGACUUUUGUCACAUUUCUUCAAUUUUGUUUACCUCCCACAGCCUCAGCGAUGUUAACAGAAAAAAUAAAGAAGAAGCACAUAUUUUUUGUUUUGUUUGGAAUCUGCAAUGUUUUCCUUUUGAUACUUCAUUUUAACCUCUGGAAGAGUGGGAUAACGACCUUUGACCUGGGUUGCCAUGGUUUCCACAGCAGCCCUCCCCAAAACCUCUUACCUAAACACACCAACAUAGUCUUCCUAAAGACACACAAAACAGGCAGUUCUACCAUGCAGAACUUGUUGUUUCGCUUCGCAGAGCGCCACAACUUGACAGUGGCAUUGCCUGUAGAGUACUGUGGCCACCUGUUUUGCUACCCCAGUCUCUUCAACUCUAAAUUUGUUCAUCAACACACUGUGCCACCAAACAUAAUCGCCAGCCACUUGCGAUUUAAUAAGAAGGAGCUGCAGCGUCUGAUGCCGAAGGACUCAGUAUACAUCACAAUACUGCGAGAGCCUGGCUCCAUGUUUGAGUCCUCGUUCAUAUACUUCAACCAGCUAAGCCAGAGUUUUAGGAAGGUCCCCAAAAGCUCCUUGGAGACAUUUUUAGAUGACCCGUUGCGUUACUACCAACCCAGUGAACAGUACUCUAUGUGUGCACACAACAUGUUGACCUUUGAUUUGGGGGGAGAAAAAGAUCGAGCGUCGACAGAUGCGGCAUAUGCAGAUGCCUUUGUAGCAGAGGUGGAGAAAACGUUCUCCCUUGUUAUGAUUACUGAGUACUUUGAUGAGUCACUUAUUCUUCUUCGCCAUCUUCUCUCCUGGGAUCUGGACGACAUUCUCUAUCUUGAACUUAACAUGCGCAGCCCAAGCUCAAAGCAGAGCUUGACGUCUGAGCUCACUGAGAAGGUUCGGACCUGGAAUUCCCUGGAUGCACGUCUCUACGACCACUUCAACGCCUCACUGUGGCGCCAGCUGUACGCUUUGGGACCAGCCUGUGUGGAAAUGGAGAUCCAAACGCUUCGGCAGGCUCGGGAAAAUCUAAUGAAAUCCUGUUUUGGUGAGGAAAUGCCAAGUCUCCGUUCAGCAGCAGAAAUUAAAAACAAAAGACUUCGUCCCUGGCAGCCUGAUGGAAAAGGCAUGAUUAUGGGGUAUGACCUACCAGAACACCUGCCCGACUCUACUCGGCAACUCUGCCUAAAGCUCGUUAUGCCAGAGAACCAGUACACAAAUGCCCUCCUGAACUCCCAAUCUCAGCGCUACAAGCUAAGGGUCAGUACUCAGCAACCAUAAGUGCACCGAGCCAACAGCCUGCUGUGGUAACACAAGUCGCCUUAGGAACAGCACUGUUAAAAAUAUCUCCCUGGUUCAACUUAAAAUCACAAGUUAACCAGCUGCCACAAACUUUUAAGUUUAUUGAAAUCCUUAUUUUAAGUUCUGUUAAGCUUUAAAUUGCCUUCUGUGAGUCAACAUGACUGUACAGUUAUUGUUGUUUCAACUAAGCUGUGAACGUUCAGAACAAAGCGAACUCGAUUAUGAGCAGUGUUCACUUAUCGCCAGUAGUGCUGUAGUGUUUUAUUCAUCAAUAUAUCUUCAGUACACUUACCCUGAUAACUGGGUUCAAUCUUGUAAUCUCAAUUAAAUAAUGUCUUAACAAGUAAAUUAUCUGAAAGAAUGUCUUGUUUUCACUUUUUUUUAUUACAACUAUUAUAACCAAUGUCAAAAUACAGACACAUACAACAGACAGGCAGAAGCACCAAAGAAACACAGAGCGAUGCAUACAACACCAAAAUAAA